Molecule: messenger RNA, 1047 nt
Organism: Capra hircus (goat)
Lineage: Eukaryota; Metazoa; Chordata; Mammalia; Artiodactyla; Bovidae
Product: ATP-dependent RNA helicase DDX25-like
Biological process (GO): poly(A)+ mRNA export from nucleus
Cellular component (GO): nucleus; cytoplasmic stress granule
Molecular function (GO): RNA helicase activity; RNA binding; ATP binding
Source: RefSeq, a predicted model, not a curated record
AUGACAGAGCGGACCUGCGGCUGGGCGGAGGACCGCUACCCCUCGCCCUCCUCCCGGACCACGCCCUCCGCCCUGACUCCGCCCACUUCCCCGGAGCUAGAGCGCCUGCGCGCGGCGGGUGGUGGCUCUCCGCACCCCCCACCCCACCCCCCGCCCGGCCGGAGGAAAGCCAUUGGCCGCCGUGUGGGCAGCCGUCGCAGCGAUGGCGUCGUUACUUGGGGAGGCGACGCGGGGGCCGCGGAGAGCGAGCGGCUGAACGGCCACUUUUCAAACCUCAUCCACUCCCAGAAGAACCUUCUGGGUAUCAAGAGUGCUACCAUCCCAAACGUAGAUGGUUCUGUUAAUAGGAUUGAAGACGAUGAUGAAGAUGACGUAGUGGAUUUGGCAGCUAAUUCACUCUUAAACAAGUUAAUCCGGCAGUCCUUAGUAGAAUCCAGUCACCUUGAAGUCUUACAAAAGGAUCCCAGCUCUCCACUCUACUCAGUGAAAACAUUUGAAGAGCUGCGGCUCAAGGAAGAGUUACUAAAAGGGAUCUAUGCAAUGGGAUUUAAUAGACCAUCCAAAAUUCAAGAGAUGGCUCUUCCAAUGAUGCUGGCACAUCCACCCCAGAACCUCAUAGCCCAGAGCCAGUCUGGAACAGGAAAGACAGCUGCUUUUGUCUUGGCAAUGCUCAGCAGAGUUAAUGCCUUGAAAUUGUUUCCACAGUGCCUCUGCUUGGCUCCUACUUAUGAACUGGCUCUGCAAACUGGCCGUGUGGUCGAACGGAUGGGGAAAUUCUGUGUGGAUGUUCAAGUGAUGUAUGCCAUUCGAGGAAAUCAAAUUCCCAGAGGCACGGAUGUCACCAAACAGAUUGUAAUUGGCACUCCUGGGACUGUCCUGGAUUGGUGUUUCAAGCGAAAAUUAAUUGAUUUGACUAAGAUUCGUGUGUUUGUCCUGGAUGAAGCUGAUGUGAUGAUCGACACGCAGGGAUUUGCAGACCAAAAGCAUUCGUAUUCAAAGGUAACCUUCACGUCCAUCCUUUUCUUCCUGGAUCUUCUAUCCAGAUAA